AUGCGGGAUGUUAGACCAACUGUUGAGAAUCACAGGUGUGUCUCCAGACUCUCCCUUCGCAACGCUCCAAUACUCCCGUGCCCCUUCACUCCAAACACGACGCGAUCGUCGCAAUUCUCCCUUCCUGAGGCUCAUUCCGUGCACGCCGCGUUCUUUUCCUCUCGUCCGUUCCUCCCUUACCCGCCACGUCGCAUUCAGUGUCCCGUCCGCUUCCGGUGCGCGCUGCCGUCUCUUCCUUCUAGACGAUUCAUCCGUGGCGGACUCGUCCUAUUCACCCUCCCGUGCGCGCUUCGUCCCGCCCACCCCGUCCUUUUCUCCCAUGCCCGCCGCUUUGCAUUAUUUCUCCCGUCUGCUUCUCCCGUGAUCGUUGUCGUCCCUCCCUCUGUUCCAUUCCUCCCCUCCCUCUCAUUCCCCUCUCAUUCUCUCAUUCCGUGCGCCAUCCUUCUCAUUCCCCUCUCAUUCCCCCCUCAAACUCUCAUUCCGUGCGCCUUCACUCUCAUUCCCCUCUCAUUCUCUCAUUCCGUGCGCCUUCACUCUCAUUCCCCUCUCAUUCUCUCAUUCCGUGCACCUUCACUCUCAUUCCCCUCUCAUUCUCUCAUUCCGUGCGCCUUCACUCUCAUUCCCCUCUCAUUCUCUCAUUCCGUGCGCCUUCACUCUCAUUCCCCUCUCAUUCUCUCAUUCCGUGCGCCUUCCCUCUCAUUCCCCUCUCAUUCCCCUCUCAUUCUCUCAUUCCGUGCGCCUUCACUCUCCUUCCCCUCUCAUUCUCUCUUUCCGUGUGCCUUCGCUCUCAUUCCCCUCUCAGUCUCUCAUUCCGUGCGCCAUCCCUCUCAGUCUCUCUUUCCGUGCGCCUUCACUCUCAUUCCCCUCUCAUUCUCUCAUUCCGUGCGCCAUCCCUCUCAUUCCCCUCUCAUUCUCUCAUUCCGUGCGUCAUCCCUCUCAUUCCCCUCUCAUUCUCUCAUUCCGUGCGCCUUCACUCUCCUUCCCCUCUCAUUCUCUCUUAGGGUGUGCCUUCCCUCUCAUUCCCCUCUCAACCUCUCAUUCCGUGCGCCUUCACUCUCCUUCCCCUCCCAUUCUCUCAUUCCUUGCGCCUUCACUCGCAUUCCCCUCUACUCCUCUUCUCACGUGCGCGUUCUCUCGUCCCCCUCUGGUUCACUCCUCACGUGCGCGAUCUCUCUCUUUCCUCUCAUGCGAGUUUGUCCCAUUCCCCUCUGCUCCGCUCCUCCCGUGCGCAUGCUCCCUCUUUCCCCUCUGCGCCUAUCCGCCCAUGCGCAAUUUGUCUUUUUCCCCUCUGCUCCUCUACCCCCUUUGCGCCUUCUUGCUCGCUCCCCUCUGAGUCUCUUCUCCAGUGCGCCCUCUCUCUCUUCCCUCUGUUUCUCUUCUAGUGUGCACUCUUUCUCUUUGCACCUUCUCUCUCCCGUACGCUCGUCCUCGCUAUGCUCCGUUACCUCCUACCCCUUUCAUCCUAUGCUUGUUUCGGCCUUCCACUGGCCUCAUAUGCUUGUAUUCUCUGGUUUCCCCUUUCCCCUCCCCACCUAUGCAUGUAUUCUCUGGUUUCCCCCUUCCCCUCCCCACCUAUGCAUGUAUUCUCUGGUUUCCCCUUUUCCCUCCCCACCUAUGCAUGUAUUCUCUGGUUUCCCCUUUCCCCUCCCCACCUAUGCAUGUAUUCUCUGGUUUCCCCCUUCCCCUCCCCUCAUAUGCAUGUAUUCUCUGGUUUCCCCUUUCCCCUCCCCUCAUAUGCAUGUAUUCUCUGGUUUCCCCUUUCCCCUCCCCUCAUAUGCAUGUAUUCUCUGGUUUCCCCUUUCCCCUCCCCUCAAAUGCAUGUAUUCUCUGGUUUCCCCCUUCCCCUCCCCUCAUAUGCAUGUAUUAUCUGGUUUCCCCCUGCCCCCGCCCUUCAAGUCGCUUGUCUUCUCUAAUUUCCCCUUCCCCUGCCCUCCUAAGCUUGUCUCCUCUUGUUUCUCCCUUCUCCUGUCCUCGUAUGCCUUUCUUCCCUGGCCUCCCCCUUCCCCCGCCCUUCAAGUCUUGUCUUCUCCCGUUUCCCCCUUCUCCCCUACUCCCAAAAUUCUGGCAGAUGUCAUUUCUCUGCCCAAGAUGUCGUCUCUGUGCAUUCGACACUCGAUCAGCGUGCAGCCGUUUGAACAAGAUGACGAUGCGUCUAGUAACGCUGCUGUAUCUGGUGCUGAUGAUGAUGGUGGGGAGGGAGCUCAAGCAGGUGUUGCACUGGCGGAAGAGGAAGAUGCCCCUCAGUUUAACCUCAAGGAUGCUCUUGCGCGCAGGAUCCUCUCCAACCGACUCUCUAUCAGUCAGAUUAACGCUCUGUUGGAAAUCCUGCGCCUAUGGUGGGAGAGGUUGCAAACUUUGGUGCGGGAGGAGGAUCCGGAUGGAGUUGUGGCUGCUUUGAUCCUUGCGAGUGACGAGACGCAUAUGGAUCAUAGAGGGAAGGCGAAGGGUCAUCCUGUGUAUCUCACGUUGGGUAACAUUGAUAAGGACGACAGGUGGCAACCCUCUGGGCACGUGCUACUAGCACUGCUCCCUGAGUUUCUUGCAGAGUACAACGUAGUGGACAAGAUGCAAGUCCACAAUUACAUCAUGCGAGAGGUGCUGCAAUCUCUUAAGACGGCAUCCUACACCGGCAUGGCUAUGAAGAAUGCUGUAGGCGAGUCAAUCAACGUGUGGCCCUAUUUGUACGCUUAUGUGUCGGACUACCCAGAGUCGUGCAAGAUCACGUGCACGAAAUCCUUGGGUACUUUGUUUCCGUGUUCGAUUUGCAAGGUGGACAAGAAGCACUUGGCAGUGCUGCAGGAUCGUAUCCAAGCUCGUACACCAUUCGAGCAGGAUACCAUUGUGCGAGACAUCUUAGAAGGCUGGCUUGCACUAGAUGCAGAGGCAACCUUCUCCACCCACCCUGUGCAGCUGGGAGAUGACAUUCUUACAGAAGAGAAUAAGAGGCGGCAGUUAGCUAAAGAGGCUGCUUUAAAAACAGCUGCAGUCAACACUCUCCACGGCGCUCCCACGGUUGGUAAGACGGCAGCUGCAGGCCGUCGGGGCGGGUCUAAGAGGAAACGUGCUGCCGCCGGCUCUGGUGCGAGUGGUCGAUCCUCUAGUGCGAAUGGCAACAUUCCUGUAGGCUCGCCAUCCGCUGACAACCCUACCGCCGGCACUUCGUCAGAAGCAGAAGGCGCGAACCCUGCAUUGGUGGCAGAAGCAAUGGACACCACGCAAAACGGCGCACCAACCACACGCGGCAUAGUCUGCGGUAUCGCGUCAGACGCAGAUAUUGGAGCUCUCCCUGCACCCCCCGUGCCUGCCGCCGGAGCCCCGGGUCCGAUGAUGGCAGUAGUGAUUGAGGCCGCAGAGGAGGGCGGCGUGGAUCCCUUCAUCGCGUACGGCAUCGAAGCUGGUAGCGACGACGAAGACGGGAACUACGACGAUGCAGAUGAUGUUGACGGCGUCCAAGCGGGAAACGACGAUGAGUUGCGCGCAGUGGAGGUUCGCGCUGCGGAAGUGUGCGCGGCGAAGGUUCGGGCGGUGGAGGUUCGGGCGGCGGAGCUUCGGGCGGCGGAGCUUCGGGCGGCGGAGCUUCGGGCGGCGGAGAUUCGGGCGGCGGAGAUUCGAGCGGCGGAGAUUCGGGCUGCGGAGGUUCGCGCGGUGGAGGACCGCGCUGCAGCGGUUCGAGCGGCAGAUGUGCGCUCUGCGGAGGCUCGCCAGACGGAGCUGGCGCCGCACACCUCGCAGCCUAAUAACCCGACAGCACCCGUUAGGCUUGCUGGUGCGCACCAUUUCAGGGAAGCACAACAGCUGGAGGCACAAUUGCGUGACCUGCAGAACACGGUCUCCACUCUAAACGCGCAGCUGCAGGAGGCAAGGGCCAGGAUCAAGGCGGUGGAGGCUAAACGCGAUAGUCUGAAAACGCAGUUGGAGUCGAUGCAGCGACAGCUUUCAGCGGAAGUCGCUGGAACGAGCUCGGACGUGGGCGCCCUUCGGGACCCUUCUGACCCCCUGGUCCGAAUGGAGAACGUCCGUAAGGACAUUGCGGGCAACCCGACCAUUCUGUCAUCAGUCACCAGCAAUGAUGCAUUCGAUCAUGUCCGGUGCCUGAAAUUUAACCCCCUCCUCACCCUUGUGCGUCCUUGUGUUGAUUGUCUGGAAAUGAUGGGUAAAACCUUCGCCUCGCUCAUCACCCUUGCCCCUGCAGGAGAGAUGGAGUUCUAUCCUCUGUGGGAAGAAUUCCAACCGCAUUUGGUGCGCAAGUACAUAGCUGAGGGGACCACGCAAGAUGAGUACUACCUCUUCAUGGGCGGGAACAGCAAGCGCAUUGAUCGGGCGCUGAAGGUGAUUGGCUGCAAACGCGCGAACAUGAACAAGCCGAUCAAGCUCUAG
This is a messenger RNA of Closterium sp. NIES-65, 4377 nucleotides long. NCBI's taxonomy places the organism in Eukaryota, Viridiplantae, Streptophyta, Zygnematophyceae, Desmidiales, Closteriaceae. The record is from the annotation of a GenBank genome assembly.